Molecule: messenger RNA, 693 nt
Organism: Cuscuta campestris
Lineage: Eukaryota; Viridiplantae; Streptophyta; Magnoliopsida; Solanales; Convolvulaceae
Source: the annotation of a GenBank genome assembly
UCCAAAAAUUCAAUGUUUGAAAUACACUGCCACAAUAUAUGCACUGUCAAAAAUUCAAUGUCUGAAAUACAAUGCCACAAUAUAUACACUGCCACAAUAUAUCUACACUGCCACAAUUCGGGCAAUCACAGAGCAUACUUCUCAUAGUUUCUAAGAAAAUAUUUUAGUUUGUUUGUGAAGAAAAUUAAAUAAAUAUACCUUCUGAGAAGAACAAGGAUUCUGAGAUUUUUGAGCAAAUUCAUGCUGAUAUCGUGUUCUAUUCAUUCAUUGACUCCGGAGAAACUUGAUGAUAAAAAUUUCCCAUCCUGGUUCUCCUCUGUCUCUGCCAAUCUGACUGCACACCGACUUUUGCCCUAUGUGGAUGGAAGCCGCCCUUCUCCUUCAUCUACUGUCUCUGCCGUUGAUAAAGAAGGCAAGGUCACGCUCAGUCCCAAUCCGGAAUAUGAAAAAUGGUUGAUUAUUGAUGAUCAAUUGCGUGCUUGUCUCCUUGCCAUAAUCAGUCCAUCUGUGCAUCCCUACCUUCACGGACAAACCACCGCUGCAGCCAUUUGGUCUCACUUGCAACUGCGAGAUUCCUGAGCAAGAUGUGAUACUGUGUGUCCUACGUGGUUUACCAUCAGAAUAUUCAUCUAUCAAACAGAAUAUCCGAACUAAUAUUGCAAAUAUCACCUUAACUAAAGUUGUUUCCUGGUU